UCCAGGAGCUUCAAAGGAAAACUCCUUGUAAUAAAGGCUUCUGAAACACUUCUGUGCCCAGGGGAAGAAGAAGAUGGCCCCCCAAAGAAUGUGGCUUCUCCUACUGCUGAGCUGUGUACUCAGCACUGAAGUCUUGGGUGACAUCAUCAUGAGACCCAGCUGCGCUGCUGGAUGGUUUUACUACAAGUCCAAUUGCUACGGAUACUUCCGGAAGCUGAGGACCUGGUCUGAGGCUGAGUACGAGUGUCAGUUGUAUGGAAAUGGAGCCCACCUGGCAUCUCUCCAGAAUGCAAAGGAAGCCAACAUCGUAGCGAAGUAUAUAAGUGGCUACCAAAAAACCAAGCCUGUAUGGAUCGGCCUGCAUGACCCACAAAAGAGCCAGAAGUGGCAGUGGAUCGAUGGGGCCUUCUAUUUGUACAGAAAGUUGGCCAAGUCCGCAGGUGGGAACAAGUACUGCGUGGAGAUGAACUCCAGAGAGGACUUUUUAACUUGGAGGAGCAACAAAUGCAGCACGCACCAGCACUUCCUGUGCAAAUACCGAGUGUAGAGCACGAAUCGAGGCCGCGCUCACCCCACACACGCCCCUGCCCUCCUCCCUCUGUGCAUGCCGGCUGCGUCUGAUCAUUGUCUCAGAGCAAACACGGCAACUGAGGCUGAUCGGCCCUGUCACACUCACUCUUCUAGGUUUAUUAGCAUCCGAGGCCUCAACACUGUAUGACAGUGGCUUCUAUGACAAUUACAGGAAAUGUGGCUUUGGUGUGAUCUCGUUUGCAUUUCUUAGAAGCACCCCCAGAGAGGAGAGGAAGUGUGGCUGGGCCGCCCACGCAGUUCUGGAUGUGUGGAUGGCCAUCGGCUUCC
This is a messenger RNA of Herpailurus yagouaroundi (jaguarundi), 858 nucleotides long. It is a transcript of the gene REG4, whose product is annotated as regenerating family member 4. NCBI's taxonomy places the organism in Eukaryota, Metazoa, Chordata, Mammalia, Carnivora, Felidae. The transcript has 5 exons. The record is from RefSeq and is a predicted model, not a curated record. Bases 74 to 547 code for a protein of 157 amino acids.